Molecule: messenger RNA, 4598 nt
Organism: Planococcus citri (citrus mealybug)
Lineage: Eukaryota; Metazoa; Arthropoda; Insecta; Hemiptera; Pseudococcidae
Product: protein couch potato-like
Exons: 10
Coding region: 957-2108 (383 amino acids)
Molecular function (GO): RNA binding
Source: RefSeq, a predicted model, not a curated record
AAAAAUCCCUCAAGUCCAAAAUACCGUCGUCGCUCUCUCAGUACCAAUCGCGCUCUUUAACAUUUCGGAACUGCCUUGAAAAACAUAUCAGAUUUGUGAUAACGUUUUUAUUUCUCUCGUUUUCUAUCCAACUGUGAUAAAAGAAAAUUUUCCUAUCGCGGAGGCGUUUAGUUUCGUCUUACGAUGUAUAUUUUUUUUAAAGAGACGGUAUUGUAUGAGUACUCGUAGUACGUACAUACUUUAGUAGAACGAAAGAAGAAUAAAAAAAAAAUUAGAAAAAAGUAAAAAAAAAAAAAUAUAGUAAUAAACCUGACAAAACCGCAUUACCUAGAUAACCAUCGGUUUCUUGUACGUUGCGUGUCUUCGAAGGAUUCCCCCUACCAAUUCGGUUUCUAUGUAAACGGUGCCCCGCGUGUUCCCCCACCUUUUUAUUUCCUCUUCCGGUCCCAUUGUCCACGAGGCCGUGACGUUUCGAAGUAACGAAUUAAGUCACUCUUCAAGUGAGCAAUAAGUCAGUAUAGCGGGAUCCAGUCCAAUCGUAGUGUUAGUCUCGUAGCGAUCGAGUUUGGCGCGUAAAUUUUUGUUUAUACCGGUAUCGCGAGUCGCGACCACGCUGAUAAGAAUAAAGUCGCGUUUUUUUUCGACCGCUCUCUGUGAUGAACAAAACACCAAGAAGAAUUUUUUUUACUCUAUUACCGUGUUAGGUAGUUGUUCGGUAUAUUCGUGUGAAUUUUUUUCAAUUUUUUUAUUCCAAAAAAUUGCGAUCGAAGCGGUUUCGAAAUCAUCGUGAUUUAAUUCUACGUUAUUCAUAAUUGUGAUCGUUUUAAUCAUGAAAAUCGAUAAAAUUUCGUCAUUUUGAGUAUAUUUAUUGAUCUUAAUUUCGAAUACGUUGCAUAUUGAAUGCACAGUUUAAUCGAGUGAUAUUUUUCGGCUUUGUAAAAAGUAAUCAACUCGUCAUGAAUAUAGCCAGUUCUUCUCCAUCCGUCACGGAACAAAACCAGAUCGCUCUUUGUCAGAACAUGGAUUCGGUGGGAAAUUUACCCAGCGAAGAAGAGGUUAGAACGUUAUUCGUUAGCGGACUCCCAAUGGAUGCAAAACCACGUGAAUUAUAUUUGUUAUUUCGAGCAUACGAAGGUUAUGAAGGUUCCUUAUUAAAAGUUACGAGUAAAAAUGGAAAAACAGCUUCGCCGGUCGGAUUUGUGACGUUCCAAACAAGGGCAGGAGCUGAAGCAGCUAAACAAGAUUUACAGCAGGGAGUGCGAUUUGAUCCAGAUAUGCCGCAGACAAUUAGACUGGAAUUUGCCAAAAGCAACACCAAGGUUAGCAAGCCUAAACCUACAACAAACUUGAACAACACUCACCCAACUUUAAUGCACCCUCUCACAGGACAUCUGGGAGCUCCUUUCUUUCCUAGUGGUCCAGAGCUUUGGCAUCAUCCUUUGGCAUACGCUACGGCUGCGCAGAUACCAGAAUCAGCAUUACAGCAUGCGACGCUAGUCCAUCCAGCUCUACAUCCACAGGUCCCCCCUCCCUUAUCGAUGCAGCAUCCUACGGCAGCAUUGACGGCGAUGCAUGCCGCCUCAUUACCACAUUUUAUGCCAUCACCAGCGUUAGCAUCUCCGGUUGGAUCGACUCCUCCAUCGCAACCAACUGUGAGCAUCAGUGCCGCGCCGUGUUCGACGUUAUUUGUAGCAAAUCUCGGGCAAUUUGUUUCCGAACAAGAAUUAAAGGAAAUAUUUAACAGUUUCCCAGGCUUCUCUCGCCUACACAUGUACUCCAAAGGUGGUUAUCCUGUAGCGUUUGUAGAAUUCACGGACGCCGCAUCCGCUAUUCGAGCGAUGAACAGUCUUCAAGGAUCUGUGUUGUUUACGUCUGACCGCGGUGGUAUUCGUAUUGAACAGGCCAAAAGCCACACAGAGGUAUGCGUCAAACUUAUGAAAAUCGAUUUAUGGUACAUUGCAAUAUUCAUUCAUUUUUAUGUAUGGUGCGAAUGCGCAAAAUAUGCAUUCAUCUUAUUACAGUUGCAUCGUAGAAUAUCCAUUAUAGGGAAUGCCAAGGACAGAAGAAACCAGAAAAUGUUAACUUUACCUAUACGCAUAUGCAGUUGAAUAACACCUGACAAAGUCCGCUUCUAGUCAAAGUGGCCGAAACUUAGCCCUAUAUUUUUCUACUACCAAAGGAUUAACAAAUAUAUAUAAGUUUACUAAUUUAAUUGUUAUACGCGAGUUGAUUUUUAUGAAAAUCAUCCAUCAUCCCAAGAGGAGAAAAAAAGUAUUGGCGUAGUUAGCGAACCUAUUACAAGAGAUACCUAAGUAUUAUGUUUGAAAAAAAAAUGAAUUUAGUUAAUUUUUUUUUUUUACUGUGUAAAACCAAAGCGUGUACUUUUUAUCAACUACUUAUAAUGCUAAUAGUUGAAAAAUGUUGUUAUUUAGAAAUACUAUAUAUUUUACUUGUUAAUACGAUGUUAUGUAGAAUUAUUAUUGGCGUAGUGUUUGAAAAUUUUAUGUCUUCGCAAAAACACCUCGAAUAUUUUCGGGUGCUUUGGUGAAAAUUUUUUCGGCGAUUUGUUAAACGUUACCAGUUUAGACGUAUUUAAAUGCUGUAUUUCCGAUCAUGUUGCGAAGAAUCUCAUAGAUAUUAAUUUUAGUCAUUGUUCGUUUUCUUUUUCUCUCUCUCUCUCUCUCAUCUGUUUAUUUUACCCCUUUUAUCUUACAUACCCGAUCCCUUUCCUUGAUCCCGGUUUUACCCUCAGAUUUGUAAUGUUUUUUAGAACGUGUUAGACAAUCUUGUUUCUUGCUUUCUCGGACGAAUCGGUGAUUAUAUACCUAUACUUUUUGUAAGCUCAUUUUUCUAAGUGUCUUUCAAUGAGCGAAUUUUGUUUCUUUUUUUCUUCUUUUUUUUUCACUAAAAAUAGGUAUACUGUUUUGAUUAUAUAUUCUAGCUUGAUAAUGGAUUACAUUCCAAUUUACGCGAACAUAUUACAAUCUGCCAUGAGGGUGUAAAAUAUUCAUUCCAAAAAUCACUAUACGAGGGAUGUGUAGUGUAAUCGCAAUAUUGUUUUUAUUUAUUUUAUAUAAUAAAAGUCAAGAGGCAGUAAUCACAAAUUGAAAUGAGCUUAUGUAUUCUAUAAAGAUAAUUUAAGAUUUUUCGUUGACUGAUUUAUUUUUCGUUGUUUCAAAAAAACAAAAAAGUUACUGUUUAAUUUUGAUUCGGACGAUUGUGUUAUUUGGAAAGAUUAUAUUAUUGUAUUACUUAUACUUUAACGUAGCAAUAAUUUCAGAUAUUUUGAAAUCAAGCAAUAUAACGACGCUCGUUUCAAAAAGGUAUCGGUGUACCGAAGGGACCAAGAUUAUAAUCGGAAUACCUUGGAGUAGUCAAAAAAAUACAUAUCAAUUUGAAAAUUUAUAUCGUUUUUAUUAUAAUUAUUAUAGAAAUCCAUACAAGUUACUCUGGUACCUUUGAAACGAUGCGAAAGUAUGUAAAAAAAAAAUGAAUUACGAUUUAAAUGUUUGAAUUUUUAUGUAAUCGAACAACACAGGUGAUAAUGAUUUUAAUCAGUUUUCAUACUUACCAUAAAUUUUUAAAAAAUGGGUAUUUUCAAUUUCAAGUACAUAUCAACAGAAAAAACAACAUAUCAGAUCAAUGCUUACAUUUUUACUACUAUUUUUACCUUUUUUUUUUUUUUUUUUUUUCUAUUAGAUAAUUUACGUUUUUGAAAUUUUUGGAUUAGAUUUUAAGUAUACUUUUUGUAUCUUGAAUGAUUUGAGCUUAUACCAAAAAUUUUUUAUCAUUAGGAUUUUCUUGUUUAGAAAAAUCUUUUAAAAUUAUUGAUUAUUUUAGUAAAAUUUAUGUUAUAAUUUGUAAAGAGAAAAAUAUUGCUUAUUCGUAUGUGAAAUUUUAUUAUCAGUAUUUUCCUUCUUUAAUUUAUUGUUUGGAAUAGACAAGGUAUUGUUUGUUGUAAGCUUUACUGUUAUUUAUUAUAAAUUAAUAUCUAAUCAUUGUUUUUAAUUCUUAAGGCUAUUUAUUAGGUGCUGUAUGAACUAAAUUAAUCGUAAGCAAGUUUUUUUUUCUCGAUAGUUCUGCGAAUGAACAAAUGAAAUAAACUAAAAAAAAAGUUCUAUAAAACGAAUAAAAAAAAAUCUAUAUAAGAAGCAAAAUACAAAACAAAAUACCUAAUUGGCUGCUUUUAAACUUUCAAUUUUCAAAAUAUCGAAAAGUAUUUACAAACUCACCUUAUUAUGAAAAUUCGUCGUUGAAAGCGAAUUUUAAUAUUUUUUAUUGUUUUUUUUCUUUUUUUGUUUUUGUUUUGUGUUGUGUAGAUACUUAAUAUAAAUAUUUUUUUUGCCCGUAUAUAAUUUAUUGCGAUAUUUUUUUUUUAUUUUUUAGUUAUUUUUUUUUCAAAUUGCUUGUGACAAUUUAUAUGAUGUUUGUUAAUUUGUUUAAUUUUUUUUAAAACAUAUUUUCAUUUUUUUUUCUUUGCUUGUAUCAUAAUUCCGUUGUAUCAUUGUACCUAUUUAAAAUAUUGUACGUUUUAAGUUUUAUUCUCUAGCUUUAUCGUUACUGUAAAAUUUAAUUACAAAUAAAAUUGUCAUAUUGAA